AUAACACUAUUUCUGACAAUAUUAUCAUCAUAUCCGGUGAAUAUUAGCGCCAUAUUGCGGCAAAAUUCACCCGGAAGGCCAUUAUCAUCCUUUCCGCAAUGCGGAAAUUAUAUGUUUGAUGUUGAAACCGCUGGACGAGUUAAUACAAACGAUUUCAAUCCUAUUUUACGAUCCUAUGGACAAUUCGGCUCUUCCGGUUUUAAAAUACGAUUCAACAGGAAUGCAUUCAAUUAUGCCAGUUUAGUAAUUGCACAAAUGCUAAAUCAAGAGAUACGGAACGCUCGAAUACCAUCAUUCACUCAAUGCAUUCCGGAAGUUAAUGGAUGUGCAUUUCUUACAAAUAUAUUGAUAACAAAUUAUCGAUGUGCUCAACAUGUCACAUUAUUUCCAGUGUCACAUAAUGAAAUUGCACUCAGUAUACAAAAUUUUGAUUUAAGUUUGAGCGGACAACUUGGCGGACAAGUUAUUGUCUUAUUGCCAUUACCACUUUGUGGAACAUUAUGUAUUGAUGCUCGACAGAUAUCGGUUUCAUUACAAAUAGCAAUUGAACGAAAUCCGUAUAAUGGUGCGGCAUAUGUUCGUAUGACAAAAUGUUCGUUGACACUUGGAUACUUAAAUAUGCAUAUUGUUAAUGGUGGUCUAAUUGGUGAAGUUAUCAAUAAUAAUUUUCGGAGUAAAAUUAUAUCACAAGCAUAUGCAACAUUGCCGGGGAAAUUUUGCAGUAUGAUACCAUCAUUACUUGAUCAACAUGUUAAUUCACGAUUAAUUAAUAUACCACAAAUGAUUCCAAUUACACAAAUGAUUUCAUAUGCUUCUUUCCUGAUCAAUAAACCGAAAAAGUUACCGGAAUAUACCUUUAGAUAUAUAUGA
Loa loa (African eye worm) is the source of this 870-nucleotide messenger RNA. RefSeq lists its product as hypothetical. Gene Ontology annotation, molecular function: lipid binding. The transcript has 7 exons. The annotation marks the transcript as partial. The record is from RefSeq and is a predicted model, not a curated record. Lineage: Eukaryota; Metazoa; Nematoda; Chromadorea; Rhabditida; Onchocercidae.